ACAACUGCUGCUCCAACGACCACAACAGUUCCUCCAACAACCACAACUGCUGCUCCAACGACCACAACUGUUGCUCCAACAACCACAACUGUUGCUCCAACGACCACAACAGUUCCUUCAACCACAACAACUGCUGCUCCAACAACCACAACUGCUGUUCCAACGACCACAACUGUUGCUCCAACAACCACAACAGUUCUUCCAACGACCACAGCUAUUGUUCCAACCACAACAACUGCUGCUUCAACAACCACAACUGCUGCUCCAACGACCACAACAGUUCUUCCAACAACCACAACUGCUGCUCCAACGACCACAACUGUUGCUCCAACAACCACAACAGUUCGUCCAACGACUACCACAGUUGCUCCAACAACCACAACUGUUGCUCCAACGACUACAACAGUUCCUCCAACAACUUCCACAGUUGCUCCAACGACGACAACUGCGGCUCAAACAACCACAACUGUUGCUCCAACCACUACAACUGUAGCUCCAACAACAACAACUGCUGCUCCAAUAACCACAACUGCUGCUCCAACAACCACAACUGUUGCUCCAACAACCACAACAGUUCCUUCAACAACUACCACAGUUGCUCCAAUUACCACAACUGUUGCUCCAACCACCACAACAGUUCCUCCAACAACUACCACUGUUGCUCCAACAACCACAACUGUUGCUCUAACGACCACAACAGUUCCUUCAACAACAGUUCCUCCAACAACUACCACAGGUACUCCAACAACCACAACUGUUGCUCCAACCACAACAACUGCUGCUCCAACAACCACAACUGCUGCUCCAACAACCACAACAGUUCUUCCAACGACUACCACAGUUGCUCCAACAACCACAACUGUUGCUCCUACGACCACAACAGUUCCUUCAACAUCUACCACAGUUGUUCAAACAACCACAACUGUUGGUCCAACCACAACAACUGCUGCUCCAACAACCACAACUGUUGCUCCAACGACAACAACUGUUGCUACAAUGACAACAACUAUUGCUCCAACAACCACAACAGUUGCUCCAACAACCACAACUGUUGCUCCAACGACCACAACAGUUCCUUCAACCACAACAACUGCUGCUCCAACAACCACAACUGCUGUUCCAACGACCACAACUGUUGCUCCAACAACCACAACAGUUCUUCCAACGACUACCACAGUUGCUCCAACAACCACAACUGUUGCUCCAACAACCACAACAGUUCUUCCAACGACUACCACAGUUGCUCCAACAACCACAACUGUUGAUCCAACCACAACAACUGCUGCUUCAACAACCACAACUGCUGCUCCAACGACCACAACAGUUCCUCCAACAACCACAACUGCUGCUCCAACGACCACAACUGUUGCUCCAACAACCACAACUGUUGCUCCAACGACCACAACAGUUCCUUCAACCACAACAACUGCUGCUCCAACAACCACAACUGCUGUUCCAACGACCACAACUGUUGCUCCAACAACCACAACAGUUCUUCCAACGACCACAGCUAUUGUUCCAACCACAACAACUGCUGCUUCAACAACCACAACUGCUGCUCCAACGACCACAACAAUGAUGCAUGGGAUUCUGGAGCUCAGGACCCCUCCCUCCACCUUCACACUGGCAACAUCAAGUACCUAG
This is a messenger RNA of Paramisgurnus dabryanus, 1644 nucleotides long. The record is from RefSeq and is a predicted model, not a curated record. Lineage: Eukaryota; Metazoa; Chordata; Actinopteri; Cypriniformes; Cobitidae.